AUGGCAGAAAGUCACAGUCCAAAAGGCAGCUCCAACGUCUUUGCAAGAAAGGUCCAGAGGCAACUGAGCAGAGGAAAAGAAAAGGUUCUUCAAAAGCUGGGAAAGGCAGUGGAAACCAAAGACGAUGAAUUUGAGGAUUAUCUUCAGAGAUUUUGUGACCAGCAGACGGAUGGGAACCGCAUUCACAAAGACUUGAGAACCUACCUUAAUGCUGUCAGAGACAUGCGUGAAGCUUCAAGACGUCUUUCUCAGUCUCUGUUUGACGUUUAUGAAAAUGAUUGGGUCGGGGAGGAGGACCUAGGAGCCAUUGUCGAGGGGGAGGACCUGUUGUGGAAUGACUUUGAGGUAAAACUAUUGGACCAGUCCAUUCGCACCAUGGAGUCUUAUGUGAGCCAAUUCCCAGACGUCAGGGAGAAAAUUGCCAAAAGGGGCAGAAAACUUGUGGACUACGACUCGUCGAGGCACCAUCUAGAAGGCCUGCAGAACGCAAAGAAGAAAGAUGACGUGAAAAUCAGCAAGGCAGAAGAGGAGAUGAAUGCUGCUAAAGUUGUGUAUGAAGGCAUCAACAACGAGCUGAAAGAGGAGCUGCCUGUGCUUUAUGAGAAUCGUAUUGGGUGCUACGUGGCAGUCUUCUUAGCGGUUUCCAACUUACGAGACACAUUCUACAAAGAAGUCAGCUCGCUAAAUCAAGAUCUCCACAGUGUGAUAAGUGAGCUGCAGGCCCAACAUCCAGACAAGCAGUUCUCUGUGAAGGGGAUUCAGAGGUACGGCUCUUUGAGGAGACGGACUCUGAUGUCUCCCAGAGCGUGGAAAGCCAGUUUCUCUGACUUCCACAGAAACUAUAAUCCCAAACAGGGGUCCAGGUUCAGUUUCAAGUCUCCAGAAAAACCCAAACAUGGAACUCUGUCUCGAGAGAACAGCUCCACCUCUGUCUCCCCUCCGCCCCCCAUCCCAGUAUACCCACACCCGAAGCCUGCCAACCUGAACACAAGUGGAAGCCAAGAAGUGGUGGACAAUUCACAAUCGCAAGAGGCAGCAACAACAUCUGCAGCGAAGACUUCAGAAGCGAGCAGCUCUGCAACGGAAAACCCAGAAGCAAAAGAAGAGGAGCUGUCUGAAGAUAAAGAACACGAGGAGGAAAAGGACAAGGCUGCGGCCAGCGAUAGCAGCUCUGAAGUGGAGCAGUCGUGUGAUUCGGUCAGUCUGGAGCUGCAGCUGUCGGACCAGAGCCCUCUGCACAUCAUGGAGGAGGAGGAGGGCAGCGGGUCCAAGGACACCCCCAAAACCAACGCCCUGGAGAAUGGAGAGCUCCCAGCAAGAGUCACCCCUCUCAAGACCAGUCAGACUCAAAAAGCACAACAGUGUGACAUCGGUUUCACCGUAGAAGAUGAUGGAGACUGA
Knipowitschia caucasica is the source of this 1401-nucleotide messenger RNA. The record is from the annotation of a GenBank genome assembly. Lineage: Eukaryota; Metazoa; Chordata; Actinopteri; Gobiiformes; Gobiidae.